CCCACUCUUCUUCCCUUUCAUGAACGUCGGUCACGGCAAGCAUCAUGCCUGCAAAGACUAAUAAACCGGCGAGACCAAAGGUCAAGCGCUACCAUGUGUACGCUGUCAUACUCUUUAUUAUGGGGACGCUCUUCCCCCCACUGGCUGUAGCAUCAAGGUUCGGUAUUGGGAAAGACUUCUGGCUGAAUCUUUUACUCACGAUCUGCGGAUACAUUCCAGGACACGCGCACAACUUUUACAUACAGAAUAUUAGGAAUAACAAGAAUCACCGUCGUACACCCAAAUGGGUCCAACGCUAUGGCCUUGUCGACACUUCAACCAUCAAGCGUCAUGAACAGCGUUCCCAGUGGGCAGGGAGAUACAACGACCGCAGUGCACACUCUGCCCUUGAUGAUCAGCAACUGGAGGAAGGCCAAGUAGCGCCGAGCCGCUCAACAACACAGGAUCCCUCCAUCAAGCCCAACAAUGGCAGUGCUCUCUGGAAGCCUGACGACGAAUCAUUCUACAACCCUGAACGAGAAGGUAGCCUGCGUUCAGCCGAAUCAGGCAGUUCUCGCUGGCAUUACCCUGCCAACUUCAAUGACACAGUUCCUGAUGCGCCAGGUGCAGGAGAUGCUACAGGGCGGAAGAAGAAGAAGAAGAAGAAAGAUAGGUGGGCGAGAACGGAGGAUGCAUAUACUGCGCCCGAGAAUAAAAAACGAAAGAAGAAGUCGAAGAAUCGCUCUACAGCUGGCGAUGGUGGCGAUCUAGAGUCAACCUACUCGCACAGAGCAGAAUCAAGUGUUGAUUUGGAGGCGCCAGAAGAUGCAGCCGGUGGAACAUACGGGUCUGGGAGACAAGGCAACGGACAGGCGGCGGUGGAGAAUGACCAUGCUGCCGCACCGCAGGGCGAGAGCGAUGUGUUCAACCACGAGUUCUGACACACAUCCUCUGUAUAUCCUAACUCAAUUCUUCAUGUUAGCUUCUAUCUAUCUAUCGCAUGCAGCGUCUUUUAAAUAUCGAUACACUUCCGAAGUAGAGUCACGCAGACCUGUAUUUUUCCCUCAUAUUUUAUACGUACAAAUCCCCAUGCAAGUGCUUCCCUUUGUAGAUAUCUCAAUGCCUGUACAUCAAAUAGUCAAAGAUACGGUUAGGCAGUAGCCAGGGAACGAAUAUUAAUAUUAAUCUAAUACUAAGACCAG
Suillus clintonianus is the source of this 1181-nucleotide messenger RNA. RefSeq lists its product as uncharacterized. Gene Ontology annotation, cellular component: membrane. Lineage: Eukaryota; Fungi; Basidiomycota; Agaricomycetes; Boletales; Suillaceae. The record is from RefSeq and is a predicted model, not a curated record. The coding region runs from base 45 to 920 and encodes 291 amino acids. The transcript is spliced from 4 exons.